Molecule: messenger RNA, 3799 nt
Organism: Helobdella robusta
Lineage: Eukaryota; Metazoa; Annelida; Clitellata; Rhynchobdellida; Glossiphoniidae
Exons: 3
Source: RefSeq, a predicted model, not a curated record
CUUGUUUGGCCAGAGUAACCACAGUAAUAGUAAUAAUAAUAAUGAUGAGGAUGAUGAUGAUGAAGAAGAUACAGUUUGUAGGAAUAAUUUACUGCUACUCAACAAAGAGUUGAAUGGCUUAAUGGCCGUAUGCAGUGAAGUUACCAGCAGAAAUUAUAUAAUUGAUCAGACGAUGGUCUACGCAGCCUACAGAGACUCAAAGAUUUCAAUGUUUGAUAAGUUUAAAAGGAUUGCUGUUGUCAUCAUUGACCCGGACGAUAGUGGUGACGACGAUGAUGACAAUAAUAGUGGUGAUGAUGACGAUGAAGAGUACAUCAAGAGAAAGUUGAGGAAACAUGUGAUGAUGGAGAUGAAGAGAAUAUUUACCUUGCCAGCUGUCGGUCCAAAAUACCACCAAGUCAUUUACGUGAAUGGUGACAAAUUGAGCGCUACAAAAAUUGUUGGAAACUAUAACAGACAAGCGCAGCAAUACUUUCAGCAACAGCAACGUCAGCAACAUCAACAACAACAACAGCAGCAACAACAGCAGCAACAACAACAAAAUGUUUCUCAACAGAAAGACAAGAAAGCAGUGGAAAAUUCUUCAAUAUUAUAUUCACCAUACGCUGCUGACAGUAAGAGUGAUGAAGAUGAUGACGUUGAUGAUGAUGUCAAUGUUGCCAGAGAUAAUGUUGCUAAAAGUGGAUUUAAAUCUUUGCAACAAAACGUCAACACAAAACUUUCUGUUGAUGUGACAACAACAUUAUCUGCAACAAUUUUGAGCAGGAAAUCUACAGCAGUAACAACCGCUGCUACCACUGCUAAAUCUUUGAAAACUGUUGCAUCAACUACUACUAUUAUUGUUGCAACCACAUCAACAACAACAACAACAUUAUUAUUAUCUUCGUCGUCGUCAUCUGCAACGACAACACCAUCAACAACAACAGUAACAGCAGUGACAUCAUCAUCAUCAACCUUCUGGAAGAUAAGAUCAUUUUUCAAGCAGGCACCUUCGAGUUCAUUGGCAUCAGCAACAACAUCUGCAGCGACACAAGCCUAUGCAACUAUGACUGAAUAUAAAGGGAAAUCUGCCAAGGAGUUGUUUGCUAAAAUUGCCCCUACAGCUGCUGCUACUGCACCUGCUACUACCGCUGCAUCAACAACAUCUUCAACAUUGUUGAGCAGCUCUUCGACAGAUUUGUCUGCCACAACAUCAGCAGCGUCAAUGAUGACGUCAUCGACGACUGCAUCAGUGGUGUCUACUGCUGCUACGGCUAAGAACAAAUUUUCAAUGGAUUUCAGUAAAUUAUCUAAAAGCGGCAGUCUUGUUGCAACAUCAACUGCAACAUCACCGUCAAUAACAGCAACAACUAGAGCAACAUCGAUAACAGCAACUGCAACAACAACCACAUACACGUCAGCUGCUAACACUUCAACAGCUGCAUCGACAACAGCGAUCGGGGAACCUUCAAAACAGACACAACAAUCGAUCUACCAGAUGCAAACCUCUACAACAACACUGACAACAGCAUCGACAGCAACAAGCUAUGAAACAGCAGCCACAGCAGAUCUCGUCUCCAAGAACAUCUACAGCAUAAACACAGACUUACUCAACAGCAGAGGCCAGCCAAAUUCCUACUACAACCUUUUCGUCAAUCCAUCCCAGACGACGACGUUCACCUUCGAACAGCAUCAACAGUUCCUACAGCAGCAGCAGCAACAACAGCAGAUGAUGAUUCCUGGCUUUGCAUACCCUCCACCCCCCACAGCUGUCGUAGCUGAUCCUACUAGCAUGUUGAUGCCACCAGCUGUUGAUGCGACGCAGCCGCUCUAUCCGCAACAGCAGCUUGCAUAUUACCAGCCAGGAGGGUAUGGAUAUUACCCUGGCUACUACGGUUAUACUGAUUACACACAACAACAGCAGUUAAUACUACCCGAUGGCACUCCUCUGAUGGCUGUUGAUGCUCUGCAGCAAAUUCCACCACCCCAGCUGAUGCAACAACCACCGCCGAUACAUCAACUACCGCCACCCUUAGUACAGCCGCAACUACUGCAACAACCUCCUCCUCAGCUACAACCGCCACAACUGCUUCAACAAACGUCUCAACAACCAACGACUACAACAUCGCAGCCUCAGCAAGUUUCACAAAAUCAGCAACAACAAUUGCAGCAACCACCACCAUUGAAAGAGCAACAACCGCACCAGCAACAACAGCAAUAUUUAUUUCCUCAGCAACACACUCAACAACAGCAACAAUAUUCUCAACAAAGCCAGUUUGCCUACUAUGAUAUGACUCGAGCUCAGGACACUCCUGCGUCUGAUGCGUACAAUCAAGCUGUGAAACCACAACAUCAGCAACAGCAGCUGCCGCAAAAACUGCAAAAACCAGCGUCUUCUCAACAACAGCAAAAACUGGCUUUAUCACAACAGCCACAGGUAGUGACACCACAACAGCCACAAAAACCAACAACAUCACAGCCGCAACAACCACAGCAUAAGCCACAACUCUUCAACACGUCUGUUUCGAUCCCAUUCCUCGGCAGUCAGUGCAACGAAAAUGUCGCCACUACGGCAUUACCAGCAACAUCUUCUUCUGCUAUGAAUAUUGUAAAUAGCAAUUCAAAAAGUAGUAUUAGUAAUAAUGUUUUCGGUGGUACUGCAGCCGCUAAAACUGCUGCUACUGCUGCCACUUUUCAAGCAAAUUUCAAACAGAUUUCAAUGAGAAGUCAAAGACCACUUCAACCACAACUGCAGCAACUGCAGUCACCUCUGCAACAACAAUCAGCUUUACAACAACAAUCGGCACAUAUAUCACAGACAAAACAACAGCAGAAGCAGCCUUUCAAACCGAAAACUCCACAACAGCCGCCAAAAUCAACAUACCAACAACAACAGCCACAGCAGUAUCAGCAACAACAGCCACCACCACACCAUGAGCAACAACAACAGUAUGCUUACUACUCAGGCAUUACUUCAAAUGUAGCAUUGAUAACUACAUCCACAGUUACUACUUCUACCACUACAAGUAUUACUACUACUGCGGCUAUUACUACUACUGCAGCAACUGCUACUACUACUAAUACUACUGGCAAACAAGGAAUCACUGGAGAUUGGGCACAGCAGAUUCAACAACUUCCACCUCAAUAUCCUAACUCAGCUCAGCAACAGCAAUCUUUUCCUCCUAAUGAUCUGGACUUUUAUAAACUCGUUCCACCACCAUUCCUUCAACAACAAAAUCCACCACCAGCACGUCAAGAGCAACUACCACAACAACAUUUUCCAUCAACCUCUGAACCCAGUUUUCCAUUACCUCCCCCAAUCCGUCCACCAUUCUCACUGGAUGCACCUUAUUACCCAACGCAAGACCAACAACAACAUCCUCGUCAACAAAAUCCUCAGCAACAACGUCCUCGUCAACCACAACAACAACAACAAAAUUGGCAUCAACAUCCUGUUGAGCAACAAGAACAUCAACAUUGGCCGCAACAACGGCAACCUCCGUCUGAUCAGAUACAGCCGCAAUGCAGGCCACAAAAUCCACAGCAACAACAUCAAUUUCGACCUCGUAACCCGAAUCAACAACAUCGACAGCAACAUCGACAACAACAUCCUCAAUUUCAGCAACAAAACUCAGUUGAUCCUUUUAUGCCCUUCCAUGAGCAGCAGCAGCAGCAGCAGUAUCCACCACCACGUCGCCACCUCCAACUGCUACUACAACAGCACCAGCAGCAACAACAGUAUCAUGAACAGCCAGAAGAUGGUGGUGGUAGGAUGUCUAGGAAGAGAUUUGGAGAGAGUUUGCCGGACAGAAAUGUUUGA